AACCGCCCGAGUAUGUUUUUUUUUGUGUGUAUUGUGUUUACUGGGACGCUUCGGUGUUCAUUGCUGAACGUUUCCGAGCUCCGCGGGUGUAAAAACAACAACAUGGACUUUAUAUAAUUAAACUGUAAGACUGUUUGGACUUGAUUGUAGAUUAUAAAGAUGAGUAAAGGCUGGCUGGAGCUGGAGAGCGACCCCGGUCUCUUCACGCUGCUGGUGGAGGAUUUCGGUGUGAAGGGCGUCCAGGUGGAGGAGAUCUAUGACCUGCAGAGUAAAUGCCAGGGCGCUGUUUAUGGCUUCAUCUUCCUGUUUAAAUGGAUUGAGGAGCGUCGCUCCAGGAGGAAAGUUUCCACUCUGGUGGACGAGACAUCGGUUAUUGAUGACGACAUCGUCAACGACAUGUUCUUCGCUCACCAGCUGAUUCCAAACUCGUGUGCGACUCAUGCCUUACUGAGCGUGCUCCUGAACUGCAGUAGGGUGGAGCUAGGCAGCACACUGAGCCGCAUAAAGGUCUUUACCAAGGGGUUCAGUCCAGAGAGUAAAGGCUAUGCCAUCGGGAAUGCUCCAGAGUUAGCCAAGGCACACAACAGUCAUGCCAGGCCUGAACCACGGCACCUGCCCGAGAAGCAGAACGGCAUCAGCGCCGUGAGGACGAUGGAGGCCUUCCACUUUGUCAGCUACGUUCCCAUCAAAGACCGACUGUUCGAGCUGGACGGCCUGAAAGCCUACCCCAUCGACCACGGUCCGUGGGGGGAGGAGGAGGAGUGGACAGACAAGGCUCGGAGGGUCAUUAUGGAGAGGAUCGGCCUGGCAACCGCAGGUGAGCCGUACCACGACAUCCGCUUCAACCUGAUGGCUGUGGUUCCUGACCGCAGGGUGAAGUAUGAGUCCAGGCUCGAGGUCCUAAAACGCAACCGGCAGAUCGUUCUGGAAGGACUGCAGCAGGCGAUCAGAGCUACCCAGACAGACGCGGUGCAGGAACGCAAGCCGCAAGACUCCUCCUCUGAGUCCACGCCCCCCACUGUAAAAAAGGAGGAGCGUUCAGACACUCCGAUAGCUCCUGCCCCGACUCCGCCCACAGCAGACGGGAGUGCUCUUGCUGUGUCCAGCUCCUCAGAAAAACACAAAACCACAGUAAAGCCCCCUGCUCCGCCUCCAGGGGGCAACACCAGCGGCCCCAUCGUCCAGCGCCUGCCUGCUUUCCUGGACAACCACAAUUAUGCCAAGUCCCCCAUGCAGGAGGAGGAGGACCUGGCUGCAGGUGUGGCCCGUGCUCGUGCCCCCGGACCCCCUCAGCCCUCGUAUUCUGAUGAUGAGGAUGACUAUGAGGAUGAAGAGGAGGACAGGUUCCGCAAAAAGCCAAGCGUGCGUGGACGGGGCGUGACCCGGAGCGGCACUGGGGGUGGUGUCUCAGGCGUGGAGAGCCAGCUGGCUCUGAGCAUGCUCGCUGAGAGACUUAAAAAGGAGACACAGAAGAAGGAGGCGUCGUCCGUGACGCCCGCACCCGGCUCCUCGGCCCUGAACGUGCGCACCGAGGGCCGCACCGGGGGCAUCAGCAUCACGCCCGCCUGCCAGCCCUCGCCUACGCCCAGCAAUGAGAGCACGGACACGGCCUCCGAGAUUGGCAGUGCUUUCAACUCGCCUCUGAGAUCUCCGGCACGCUCGCAGGCUGCCACUCGACCCUCCAGCCCCGUGGCCUGCCACCUGAGCCGCGUGCUGUUCGGAGAAGAUGACGUCCUGCUAAGACUGGACACUCGACACAAUCGCGCCGUCCGAGAACUCGGAGCGCUGAUCAGCUCCACGCAGCUGCAGCUUAGAGACGACGGGACCAUCUUUACACUUCUGAGUACUGGUACAGCACACACACACACCCCUUCUGAGGUGAAGUGGAGAAAGGAGGCUCAGGGGAGACAUGGAUGCAGGGAAAGGGGAGCAUCUCGUGAGCUAAAACAGGAAAAGGAGAUCUCGGAGUCGAGCAACGACAAGACUAGCGUUGAGACGCCGAGCUUCGCCGAGCCCGAGGCGCUCACCAAACCACUCGGGGAGAAAUACACGCCUAAAGAGCUGUUGGCUCUGCUGAAGUGUGUGGAGGCCGAUAUCGCCAACUACGAGGUAUAUCUAAAAGAGGAGGUGGAGAAACGCAAGAAAUACAAGAUCGAUGACCAGAGAAGGACCCACAACUAUGAUGAGUUCAUCUGCACCUUCAUUUCCAUGCUGGCACAAGAAGGGAUGCUGGCGAGCCUGGUGGAACAGAACAUUUCGGUGCGCAGGCGUCAGGGCGUCAGCAUCGGCCGCCUCCAUAAACAGCGCAAGCCGGACCGGAGGAAGCGAUCGCGGCCGUACAAAGCCAAGCGGCAGUGAGGAACGCGGCCCGGUGCCGGGAGUUCUCUUAGAAAGGUGCAGAUAAACUCUCUUUUGUAAAGGCAAGAAAUAAUGAACAAAUCAGUGCAACUACCACUGCUGAAUACAGCAUAGCUCACACACACACAGUGGGGUUAUGAUGACUCGCUCAGAGAAGAAAAACAAUAUAUACAGCGCUAGUGAACAUGUACACACCGGGAAAGAGGGGCACUAGUGAUCACACCUAAAAUACAAUAUAACUAGUCUUGAGGCACAUGAAGACGAGCCGUGUCAGUGAACACGCCGAGAAUAACCAAGAUGAAGUGAACACACACAUGGAUCAAGCUGUGUGUGUAGGUGUGUGUAGGUGUGAACUAAAUAAUUUGAAAUACUGGUGCUGGUGAUCACUCUGAGAUGCACCGCGGUAGUGAGCACAACUGCACAUGUACAGACUAGAGACAGCAAACACACCCGAAAUGAUCAAAGCUAGCACUGAUCAAUACACUCAUACUUCUGAAAACCAGUACUAGUCUUCGUGGAAACAGUUGUGGUAUUAAAACGAUUGCUUGUGAACACACCAUUUACACGUAGAAAAGCCAGGAAGUGGGGAAAACACACCCUGACUCAAAACAAAAGCACCUGUAAACACCCUAAAACGCUGUAGUGCUGGUGAACGCAACUCGGCACGUGUCCUGGCAGGACGUGCGUAUCGCUACAGACUACAGGCCAAACGCAAAAAAAAUGUGAUCUUGUACAUUAUGGACGAUUCUUCACUCUCGUAUUUAAUCGCUGAAGCAAUAAGAGCUCCGAACGCCAGGAAACAUUUCCGGAGACGCUCUCGUCUGGAGGGAUCAGUGUUAAUGGAGACAAAGGUUUCAAAUUGUGACCAAACUCCCAGAGCUCUAUGUUGUGCCAUAUCGUGUGUGUGUGUGUGUGCGUAUGUGUGUGAGUGUGUGUGCAUGAUCGAUUUGUAAUGGUCGUUUCUUGAUGUUCAAACUCGAAUAAAUAUGUUACACUAUAAAA
Silurus meridionalis is the source of this 3360-nucleotide messenger RNA. RefSeq names its product BRCA1 associated protein-1 (ubiquitin carboxy-terminal hydrolase) (gene bap1). Gene Ontology annotation, cellular component: cytoplasm. Gene Ontology annotation, biological process: protein deubiquitination; ubiquitin-dependent protein catabolic process. The coding region runs from base 160 to 2358 and encodes 732 amino acids. The transcript is spliced from 18 exons. NCBI's taxonomy places the organism in Eukaryota, Metazoa, Chordata, Actinopteri, Siluriformes, Siluridae. Gene Ontology annotation, molecular function: cysteine-type deubiquitinase activity. The record is from RefSeq and is a predicted model, not a curated record.